Messenger RNA from Stomoxys calcitrans (stable fly), 840 nucleotides. RefSeq names its product glycolipid transfer protein. Gene Ontology annotation, molecular function: ceramide 1-phosphate transfer activity; ceramide 1-phosphate binding. The transcript is spliced from 5 exons. The coding region runs from base 51 to 725 and encodes 224 amino acids. Gene Ontology annotation, biological process: ceramide transport; intermembrane lipid transfer. Gene Ontology annotation, cellular component: cytosol; cytoplasm; membrane. NCBI's taxonomy places the organism in Eukaryota, Metazoa, Arthropoda, Insecta, Diptera, Muscidae. The record is from RefSeq and is a predicted model, not a curated record.
UGAUUUUUGGCACUUGCCAAUAGCAAAGAAAAUAGAUAUUAGACCAUAGUAUGGUAUGUUCUGAUGAAUAUUCUACUCAGGCGUUACGUCAAAAGUUGUUUUUUUUUUUGGGGGACUUUAUGGAAAAAAGUCAAAUGGCUCGCAUACAAUUCAACACCUUGAAAGGCUUUCCUCCCGCCAUAGAUGAGAAAGUUGAGACGGAAACAUUUCUAGCUGCUGCCAAUGAGGUAGUUGACGUUAUAAGAACCUUCGGAUCACUCUUUUCUCCUGUUAUUAAUGACAUGGCCGGCAACAUAGCUAAAAUCCGCAAGGUUUAUGGCAGGGACUGCAACAAAUUCAAAUAUCUGGACGAUAUAAUAAUUCUCAACAUAGAUGUAGACAAUAUGGCCGCUGAUGCUUUGCUAUGGCUGAAACGAGGAUUGCAACUGGUGUGCACGUUCUUUGAAAAUAUCUACAAUGAUGCUCAAAAUACCGAAGUGGUAAAGAAACAUCUACAAGAUGCCUAUGAGAAAACGCUAAAACCUUAUCAUGGGUUCAUAGUACAAAGUACCAUUAAAAUCAUCUACAGCUGGGUACCCACAAGAUCUCAGCUAAUCGGUCAAGGCCCCCAACACGACGAAAACAUUAAAGUCCUAACCACAUAUUUACCUACCAUGCGUUGGCAUCUUAAUCGCAUAGACGACUUGUUAAAGAAGCAUAAUUUAGAUAACAAUUGCAAAGUGUAGAACAAAAGUUAUAUGUCAUAGUCUCGAAAUCAAAGCCAUUUAAUUGUUAUAAAUUAAACAUUUGUGUUUGUAGUUUUUAGUCUUAAUAAUAAUUAUAAUAAAAAUGUAAAAGUUA